Messenger RNA from Leptinotarsa decemlineata (Colorado potato beetle), 1044 nucleotides. RefSeq lists its product as uncharacterized. NCBI's taxonomy places the organism in Eukaryota, Metazoa, Arthropoda, Insecta, Coleoptera, Chrysomelidae. The record is from RefSeq and is a predicted model, not a curated record. Gene Ontology annotation, biological process: extracellular matrix organization. Gene Ontology annotation, molecular function: extracellular matrix structural constituent conferring tensile strength.
AUGGAAAGGAGUCGCUUGGGCCUAGAUCUGGGUUUGCCAGGAUUGCCCGGUGAAAUAGGUCUUCCAGGACAACCAGGACGAUUGGGUUCUGCAGGUCCAAGGGGUGAACGAGGCCAACCUGGUACACCAGGUUUUCCAGGUUCCCCAGGAUUACAAGGAAUGCCGGGAAUAAGAGGACCUCAAGGCAUACCAGGUUCUUCAGGAAUUCCUGGAAAAGAUGGAAUACCAGGCCAAAAUGGUGAGAAGGGUUUGCCCGGAGUAGAAGGUGUGAGAUGCCCCACAGGACUCCCAGGGGAGAGAGGCUAUCCUGGUCGUGAUGGAACAGAUGGACGUCCUGGACCGACAGGUUUGAAAGGAGAAAGGGGUGAACCUGGUUUGAGAGGAGAAAGGGGAUACACGGGAGUACCUGGUCCUCCGGGUUCACCUGGAGUAACAACUGUAUCAGACGGCAAAGUAGUACCAGGACUUCCUGGUCCGCAGGGACCACCAGGAGAACAUGGCAUUCCCGGAAUACCUGGAACAAAGGGAGACAAAGGUGAUCAGGGUGAGAGAGGGGAACGAGGGCUCAAAGGAGAAACAGUUUCCUGGUUUCUGUCUCCGCAUUUAUUCCUCGGAUUUUCAAAUGUACCAAACUCGGGACCUCCUGGACCAAGAGGCGAUUCAGGUCCAAGAGGACUGGAGGGUCCUCCUGGUCGACCAGGAAGUGAUGGCCAACCUGGAAUAGCUGGAAAAACUGGAGAGAAGGGAAGUCGAGGAGAGCAGGGAUUACAAGGGAUUGUGGGCCCUAGAGGAUAUCCUGGAAAUUCAGGACCGGCGGGGCUGCCAGGCAUUCCUGGCCCCAUGGGGCCUCCUGGAAUCGUAGGAAAACCUGGUACAGCAGGGCCACCAGGUCCUCCGGGACCACCUGGAGAUAUGAGUUCGCGUGUUGCUAAUAUUGUUCAAGGUAUAGGAUCCCCAGGGAUAUUUGGACCAAGAGGACAUCCAGGAGCUCCAGGUCUGCCUGGUGAAAGGGGAGCAGCAGGAGACAGAGGCCCAGAAGGUUAA